Molecule: messenger RNA, 4539 nt
Organism: Prionailurus viverrinus (fishing cat)
Lineage: Eukaryota; Metazoa; Chordata; Mammalia; Carnivora; Felidae
Gene: ADD3
Product: adducin 3
Exons: 16
Coding region: 476-2596 (706 amino acids)
Biological process (GO): barbed-end actin filament capping
Cellular component (GO): cytoskeleton; postsynaptic density; plasma membrane
Molecular function (GO): actin filament binding
Source: RefSeq, a predicted model, not a curated record
CGGCCCGCCGGUAACGGUCGCCAGGGCGAGUGGCGGGAGGGGAAGGAAGGGGGGUUAAAUUAUUUUUUUAAAAACUGUGAGCGAGAGCCAAAGGCAUCGCGACCCAGGUGUCGCCGCUUCCUGCUGCAGAGGGCUUGGCGCCCAGGUCCCUCCCUUCUCACGCCCCCUCCCCUUCUGCCCUCCCCUCUGGAGCCUCGCGGCGCUUAAGAGGCGGCGGCGGCGGAUCGAGCGGCCGCUGCAGUCCCGGCGGCCGCGGAGAAGGAGGAAGGAAAGCACAAAGCCCGCUGCGCGAAGCGAGCUGCGAGAAAACCCCAUGGGAACAUCAAUUCCAUAACUCCUUGGAUUCUGACUCUGCAUUCCAGUCAAAUGUAGGAAAGGUCAGCAACAACUAAGAUGACAGCACAAAAGAUGUUACUUGCCCGUGUGUGAUAAAUACUGGAUGACAGGUAACAAAGGGAGUCCUUCGACUUGAAGCAUGAGUUCAGAUGCCAGCCAAGGUGUGGUCACUACUCCUCCUCCCCCCAGCAUGCCUCACAAAGAGAGAUAUUUUGACCGCAUCAAUGAGAAUGACCCAGAAUACAUUCGGGAGAGGAACAUGUCUCCUGAUCUACGGCAAGACUUCAACAUGAUGGAGCAGAGGAAACGAGUUACUCAGAUCUUGCAAAGUCCUGCCUUUCGGGAAGAUCUGGAAUGCCUUAUCCAAGAACAGAUGAAGAAAGGCCACAACCCAACUGGAUUGCUGGCAUUACAGCAGAUCGCAGAUUACAUCACGACCAAUUCUUUCUCGGGCUUUACUUCACCUCCUCUCAGUCUCGGCAUGGUCACACCUAUCAAUGACCUCCCUGGGGCAGAUACAUCCUCCUACGUGAAGGGAGAGAAACUUACUCGCUGUAAGCUUGCCAGCCUGUAUAGACUCGUGGACUUGUUUGGAUGGGCACACCUGGCAAAUACCUAUAUCUCCGUAAGAAUAAGUAAGGAGCAAGACCACAUAAUAAUAAUUCCUAGGGGCCUGUCUUUUUCUGAAGCCACAGCCUCCAAUUUGGUGAAAGUCAAUAUCAUAGGAGAAGUGGUUGAUCAGGGAAGUACUAACUUGAAAAUUGACCACACAGGCUUCAGUCCCCAUGCUGCGAUCUAUUCAACACGUCCUGAUGUUAAGUGUGUGAUACACAUUCAUACCCUGGCAACAGCAGCUGUAUCCUCCAUGAAGUGUGGGAUCCUUCCAAUUUCUCAAGAGUCCCUCUUCCUGGGAGAUGUCGCCUAUUAUGACUACCAAGGGUCACUUGAUGAACAGGAGGAGAGAAUUCAACUACAGAAAGUUCUGGGGCCAAGUUGUAAGGUGCUGGUACUCAGAAAUCAUGGUGUGGUAGCCCUUGGAGAAACGAUUGAGGAGGCCUUUCAUUAUAUAUUUAAUGUGCAGAUAGCCUGUGAGAUUCAGGUGCAGGCAUUAGCAGGGGCAGGUGGAGUAGACAAUCUGCUGGUGCUGGAUCUUCAGAAGUAUAAAUCUUUCACUCAUGCUAUAGCAACAACUGGAGGAGGAGGAGUGAAUAUGGGCUCCCAUCAGAAAUGGAAGGUUGGCGAGAUUGAGUUUGAAGGGCUGAUGAGGACUCUGGAUAAUUUGGGGUAUAGAACAGGCUAUGCUUAUAGGCAUCCUCUCAUUCGAGAGAAGCCUAGGCACAAGAGUGACGUGGAAAUCCCAGCAACUGUGACUGCUUUUUCCUUUGAGGAUGACACAGUGCCACUCUCUCCUCUCAAAUACAUGGCACAGAGACAGCAGCGUGAAAAAACAAGAUGGCUGAACUCACCAAAUACUUACAUGAAAGUGAAUGUGCCUGAGGAGUCUUGGAAUGGGGAAACCAGUCCCAGGACCAAAAUCACAUGGUUGAGAGCAGAGGACUCUUCUAAAGUUAGUAGUGGAACACCUAUCAAAAUUGAAGAUCCAAAUCAAUUUGUUCCUUUAAACACAAACCCGAAUGAGGUACUAGAAAAGAGAAAUAAGAUUCGAGAACAAAACCGGUAUGACUUGAAAACAGCUGGACCACAGUCCCAGUUGCUUGCUGGAAUUGUUGUGGACAAGCCCCCUUCUACCAUGCAAUUUGAAGAUGACGAUCAGGCCCCACCAGCUCCUCCCAACCCCUUCAGUCAUCUCACAGAAGGCGAGCUUGAAGAGUAUAAGAAGACAAUCGAGCGUAAACAGCAAGGCCUGGAAGAUGCUGAGCAGGAAUUACUCUCAGAUGACGCUUCAUCUGUUUCACAAAUUCAGUCUCAAACUCAGUCACCGCAAAAUAUCCCUGAAAAAUUAGAAGAAAACCAUGAGCUAUUUUCCAAGAGCUUCAUCUCCAUGGAGGUGCCCGUCAUGGUGGUGAAUGGCAAGGAUGAUAUGCAUGAGGUUGAAGAUGAGCUUGCGAAGCGAGUGAGUAGAUUAACCACAAGCACGACCAUAGAGAACAUCGAGAUUACCAUUAAGUCUCCAGAAAAAAUUGAAGAAGUCCUGUCACCUGAAGGCUCCCCUUCAAAAUCGCCAUCCAAGAAAAAGAAGAAAUUCCGUACUCCUUCUUUUCUGAAAAAGAACAAAAAAAAGGAGAAAGUUGAAGCCUAACUUAACUCUUUUUAUAAUUAUGAUUAUUACAAUGUGACAUUGCACAUUUAAAUACCACACUUAAGUUGAUAAUUAAUAUGCAGUGGUAGAGAAGACUGGGGGUAUGUAGCAAACUGGACUUUAAGAACUGGAAAGGGAUUUUACUAAAAGAAAAACAUAGUAUGAAAAGAACUUCAAAUUCAUCUCUCAUUUUGUAUGUCCAAAAAAGGUUUUGAAUUUUUGAAUAAUUGCUGGUUUUAGUUAGCUCUGCCCUCAUGAAGUAUUACUAUGAUUCACCACAAACAGAUAUCUGUCUGAAUUACUUCAGGCCUUCUCCAUAGUAUCUGUUGGAAACGAAAUACCAGUGCACAAGUGAGAGAAUUUUUAUUUCUCAACACCUGCUUCACUGGGUAAUCAGAUUAUAAUUUUUUACCACGAUUAUUGACUGUACCUUUUGGGUUCCCAUUGUUUCAGUGGGCAUUAACAGAACGCUUUAAAAGCUUCUAAGAAUCUAUAGCAUUAGUAUACACUGGCACAGAAUUUUUUUAAAAAAAAAUUUAAGAAAAGAUUCAUCUGGAAUUUUAUUCAUAGUAUAAAACUUCCUCACCUGAAGUAACUUUCUUUGCCAAAAAAAAAGAAAUCAUUUUAGUAAACUAUAAUUUUUGAAAACUUCCUUUUUUAUUAGUUGAGAAAGCCCCUUAUUUUUCAACAAAGGGGAUUUUGUACACGUACAUGGGUUAUUUAGUUUAACUCUGGCAAAAACGAUUUUUGUAUGUUGAGAUGUUUGUAUACCAUUCAAUAUAAAAGCAUCAUAAGCAUAUUAGCCAAUCAUAUAACAGUAGAGCAUAUUUGAAGCUGCUUCGUACUAAGUAUGCUUAAAUCUAAUUCAAGAAUCCAGGCACUUGGUAUCUAAAGGAGAUUAAAGCAUUUCAAGGUAUAACUAGAUUCACAUUUGAACCUUAUAAUGUAUUUUUCUCUUAGUAUUGCUAAUGAAUGAAGAUGGUCUCAUGAGGGAAACAAAUGAAAAGGAAGAGAGAAAGUGAAAAAUGAAGGGAACAAAAGCGGUGUCAUGCCAAGAAUUCUAGUUUGAUGAAGACCCACAGUCACGAUAGGAUUUGAAGCAUAGGUUUAUUUGGAACAUGUCCCAGAUUUCUAAAAUUCUGCUUCUCUGCCAAAAUCAUCGUGUCUCUUGGUUUCCUUUUAACUUCUGUAUCUUUAGAAGCAGCACUAGAAGAAAUCAGUGGGUCUGAUCCCCCAACGAGAAAACCUACCACUUCUUGAUUUUUGCAAAAUUUUCUCACCUUAUUUCAGUUAACUUUCUUUCUAAUGUAAAUACAAAUUUAAACCUAGACUUAAUAUAGUUUUCUCCCCUUCACCGAAGUGAUGUCACAAAUCAAUGUAAAAUCGAUGAUCCGAAAUGGUCGGUGGGUGAAAAUAAUCCAAAGUGUUUCUGGAGGAUGAGUUGGCGUGUCAAAAUCACAUUACACAUGACAGUGCGUUCUGGAGCAGCUGGUUCUGUUUGGCCGUAUGUGUACGAUGAUGCAAAGCUGAAACGGAGCCUGGAAAUUUCAUUCUGGAUCUCACUAACUACUGGAAUCAGUGUUUUAAUCUCUUAGCAGAAACUUUCAGUUGCUUACUUCUGUAUUUGAGGAUUUCUUUUUAUGUUCUACAUCAUUUAUGUUGUAUUACAACGUAUGUAGAAACAGUAACCUGUGAACUAUGCUUUUCCAUAACUUUUUAAAUAUAUAUAUAUCUUAAAUGAAUGCAAUGUGCAUAAAUAUUUUUUAAACGCAACAGUGAACUAUUUGCACCUUUUGCUAAUGCCUCUAUUUACUUGCUUUGGCAUAAAGAAUGAGCCAAUGAACCUCUGUGUCCUGUGGAAAAUGUAUAAAUGUUAUCUGAUAUUGCUCUUAGAUGUAAUGCUAAUUAAUGUUAAAUCACAAAUAAACAGUAUUUUAAAUAGA